This is a messenger RNA of Clunio marinus, 698 nucleotides long. The record is from the annotation of a GenBank genome assembly. NCBI's taxonomy places the organism in Eukaryota, Metazoa, Arthropoda, Insecta, Diptera, Chironomidae.
AGAACACAUUUUUAAAGAAAAUCUUCUUAAAGAUUGUUUCAAAUGUCCGACUUGAAUUGUAUUCGAGGUUUUGGAAAAAUAUAAAGGAAAUCAGAAUUAUUUAAAAUAAUAAAAAGCUAUUUAAUACAAGCAUGGAUGAUCCAGAAAUUGAAGCCAUCAGAAAUGCUCGUAUGAAGCAAAUGCAACAACAAUAUGAUCCAAAAUCUCAAGAAAAAAUUCAACAACAACGUGAACAACAGAAUGAAAUGAAGAAUUCUAUGCUUUCGCAAUUAUUGGAUCAAAACGCAAGGGCUCGGCUCAAUACAUUGAAAAUUUCUAAACCAGAAAAAGCGGAAAUGGUGGAACAGAUGAUUAUUCAAAUGGCUCAAUCUGGAAGAAUUGGAUCAAAAUUAGAUGACCCUCAACUUGUUCAGAUUUUAGAAUCCUUAAAUCAACAAAUGCCACGAUCAACAAGUAAAGUUAACUUUGAUCGACGUCGUGCGAAUCUUGAUAGUGAAUCAGACGAAGAUUAUGGCAUCUAGUCGAGUAUGACAGCAUUCUAAGGAAUUGCUGAGAAUUCUAAACUUUCUUACUCAAAAGAAUAUAUCAUCAACUCAAAAUUUAUUUCUUAUUUUAUUUCACUACAUUUUUAAUUCUUUUUUUUUUAAUAAAAUGAGCUAAAGUCUAAUUUAAAAAAAGAAAGAAAUAUAAUCAAAAGA